GGCAAUAGUACCCUGGACCGCAUACACAUCCUCAGCGAAAGUAGACGUUACAUUUCAGUUUCCAAAUCCCAACGUCAAGGCCAUAGCACCCGGGACCAUAUAAAUAUUCCCAGCUCAUACCGAGCAAUAUAACAACACCAACAGCAUUUUGUUCAUUUGUUCUUCAACAUUCUUUAGCAUUUGUUCUCCAAAAUUGAGGACCAUGAAUACAGACUGGAUGCCCACCCUAUGGUCAGAGUGUUUUGAGGAGAUGUUGGAUGAUGAGCUGGGCAGCAGUGACCAGUGGGCCUUCCACUUCAACUACGGCCUGACAGAAACACUCGCCAAGGAGGAGAGGAGGAGAAGAUGGCGGGUGUACAGCCACUGUGCCUACGGACAGUUCCAGUGUGGUGAGUGUUCUAAGACAUGGCCGUCGGCACGGGUGGUGGUAGUGUUCCGUUAUCGGCUGUGGGAUGAGACAGGCCGGGGAACCGUCCUGAUGCGGCCUUUCGGCCAGGCAUGCAGACGCUGCCGUGAAGUGUUUGAACUUCCAGGCUUUUCAAAGAAUGAGGUGGAAGAGGCACUGCUCCGGCUGUUUGGAAAGAUUAGGAAGAACUGCUACGGAGAGGAGGGGGUGGAGGAGGAGGAGGAGGAAGAGGAAGGGUCAGAAGGAUCAGAGAAAGUGUAGAAGAGGCCCCAUGAGAAAGCCCUGUGUGAAGCCUGCAGACUGGGCAUCUGCCGUCAAGAAGAGUAGAGGAGAGAGAGAUGGGGGGGGGGG
Messenger RNA from Salvelinus namaycush (lake trout), 757 nucleotides. Its product is annotated as receptor-transporting protein 3-like. The record is from RefSeq and is a predicted model, not a curated record. Gene Ontology annotation, molecular function: olfactory receptor binding. NCBI's taxonomy places the organism in Eukaryota, Metazoa, Chordata, Actinopteri, Salmoniformes, Salmonidae. The transcript is spliced from 3 exons. The coding region runs from base 203 to 667 and encodes 154 amino acids. Gene Ontology annotation, biological process: protein targeting to membrane; protein insertion into membrane.